GUCAAUGCAGUGACAUUGUCAAAGAUUUGUCUGACUGACAUAAUCACAACUACUACCAAUACUAAUAGACGUGCUCUAAUAAUACCUACUAUCGCAGUAAACUCUUUCCUUGUCCUGAAAAAGUUAAUACAACAUUUAACAAAAUCAAAUAGCGAUGAAACCGACGGUAGCAGCGGAUGAAAUGUUUCCUGAAGGCGUUGGACCGUACAUGGAUUUAGAAGAAGCUGGUGGCCCCUCAAAUCUACUUAUGGACCUGGCAGCAAACGAAAAGGCAGUUCAUUCAGAUUUUUUCAAUGAUUUUGAAGACUUAUUUGAUGAUGACGAUUUGAAGUGAAUAGAUGCUUUUGAAAUUUGAUUUAGUUGUAAAGUUCUAAUAAAUAAAAUAAUUAAUUAUAAUUUUA
This is a messenger RNA of Spodoptera litura, 401 nucleotides long. RefSeq names its product COP9 signalosome complex subunit 9. The record is from RefSeq and is a predicted model, not a curated record. NCBI's taxonomy places the organism in Eukaryota, Metazoa, Arthropoda, Insecta, Lepidoptera, Noctuidae.